Thyridium curvatum is the source of this 1371-nucleotide messenger RNA. RefSeq lists its product as uncharacterized. Bases 1 to 1371 code for a protein of 456 amino acids. Gene Ontology annotation, cellular component: cytoplasm. Lineage: Eukaryota; Fungi; Ascomycota; Sordariomycetes; Thyridiales; Thyridiaceae. The transcript is spliced from 4 exons. The record is from RefSeq and is a predicted model, not a curated record. Gene Ontology annotation, biological process: phosphatidylethanolamine biosynthetic process. Gene Ontology annotation, molecular function: ethanolamine-phosphate cytidylyltransferase activity.
AUGACCGCCUCCGAGUCUCAGUUGCCGCCGGGAGACCCCGCACCGGAGCUCCUCGAUGGCCGGCUGUGGGUUGACGGCUGCUUCGACUUCUUCCACCACGGCCAUGCCGGCGCCAUCGUGCAAGCCCGCCAACUCGGCGAUGAGCUGUACGUCGGCGUGCACUCCGACGAGGCGAUCCUGGAGAACAAGGGCCCUUCGGUGAUGACCAUGCAAGAACGUCUCGCCGCCGUCGACGCCUGCCGCUGGACGACCCGCUCCGUGCCCGACGCGCCGUACGUGACGCAGCUGGACUGGGUCAGCCACUUUGGCUGCCGGUACGUCGUGCACGGGGACGACAUCACGUCGGACGGCUCGGGCGAGGACUGCUACCGCUUCGUCAAGGCCGCCAACCGCUUCAAGGUGGUCAAGCGCACGCCCAGCAUCAGCACGACCGACCUCGUCGGCCGCAUGCUGCUCUGCACGCGCACCCACUUCAUCAAGUCGCUCGAGCGCACGCUCGCGGGGGCGGAGGAGGAGGGCGCCGCCGGCGACCCGGCCGACCGGCGGGCCGAGGCGCAGGCCAUGCGCGAGCGGGCGCGGCUGUACGCCACGGACGAGACGGCCAAGGCGCCCGGCGUGGACGUCUGGUUCUGGGGCGCGAGCGAGGAGGCCAAGGCGGCCGACACGGCCGAGGAGCGGGGCAGCUUCCGGCAGCUGUUCGCGGGCAAGGGGCCCCGCCCCGGCCAGAGGGUCGUCUACGUCGACGGCGGGUUCGACCUGUUCUCGAGCGGGCACAUCGAGUUCCUGCGGCUCGUCGCGCGGGCCGAGGAGGAGCUCGCGCGCGGGGACGGGUGGUACGAGCCGCAGGCCGUGGACGAGCGCAAGGGCAAGGGCGGCGACUACGGGCCCGUGUACGUCGUCGCCGGCGUGCACGACGACGAGGUGAUCAACCGGUGGAAGGGGGUCAACUACCCCAUCAUGAACAUCUACGAGCGCGGCCUCUGCGUUUUGCAGUGCAAGUACAUCAACGCCGUCAUCUUUGGCGCGCCCUUCGCGCCGACAAAGUCGUACCUGACGCACAUGCCCUGGGGCACGCCCGACGCCGUCUACCACGGCCCGACGGCCUUCAUGCCGCUGACGUACGACCCCUACUCGGCGCCGCGCGAGAUGGGCAUCUACCGCGAGAUCGCGCCGCACGACUUCCAGGACGUCAACGCGGGCACGAUCGUGCAGCGCAUCAUGCGGAGCCGGGACCUGUACGAGGCGCGGCAGCGGGCCAAGGGCGUCAAGGCCGACAUUGAGAAGGCGCACCGGGAGCGGGAGGUGCUCGAGGAGGAGCAGCGGCGGAAGGAGGCGGCGGCGGCUGCUGCUGCUGAUGAUGAUACACAGUAG